Rhizopus microsporus ATCC 52813 is the source of this 432-nucleotide messenger RNA. RefSeq lists its product as uncharacterized. The transcript has a single exon. The coding region runs from base 1 to 432 and encodes 143 amino acids. The record is from RefSeq and is a predicted model, not a curated record. NCBI's taxonomy places the organism in Eukaryota, Fungi, Mucoromycota, Mucoromycetes, Mucorales, Rhizopodaceae.
AUGCUAUCUACUACUGAUGAACCCGAUACUCGCUCACCCAAAGCUGCUAAACAGCGCUUUUUGCAACAGAAUCUAGAGAUCCGCCAACGAUGCCGAAACUUCAAAUUGCUUUCUAGCUGCCGUCGAUCAAUUUCUCUGGAUCCUAUACUCUGGUUGCCCAUGUCCAAGUCAGAGCGCAGUCGCUGUAUACGCUGGAGAUUAGGCUGGCUUCCUGGUAGCAAACCUCAAACAUGUCCUAAGCACCCAAUGCAACAGCUAUCUAAGAGUCACGCUAUUAGUUGCCUUGAUAUGUAUCGACGUCUGUUCAUGCCUGAAACAAUACGAGAUCCAUUGUCAUUCCUUCUGAAUAUGCUUCCUUUACGCCCUUUGGUUCCCAAACCUAGCUCUAACCUGGUCUCAACGAUGGCCGAUUAUAUGCUCCCUACUACAUGA